UCAAACGCAGAAGGGUCAACUGUUGGAUUUUCCGGGGUAUCCCAGUUUGGAGGCCAAGGAUCUUCAGGAGUGGGCCAGGUUGGAGACCAAGGAUUUUCUGGGGUAUCCCAGUUUGGAGGCCAAGGAUCUUCUGGAGUGGGCCAGGUUGGAGGCCAAGGAUCAUCUGAUGUAUCCCAGGUUGGAACCCAAGGCUAUUCAUCUGGAUCUGCGUUUGAUUUCCAGGCUGGCACUGGAGGAGCAUCUGUUGCAACUCAAGGAUCUUCGCUUAAUACUCAAUCUGGCACGCAAGGAUCGCCGCUGGCAUCCAGGGCUCUCCACCGGAAUUCAGGGAUCUCUUGAAUUCCAGGCCGGCAGUCAGGGAGUAGAUGUAGCGACUCACGAAGCUUCUAUCGACUCAUCCUCAGAAACCCAGGGGUCGUCGGGUGAAUAUCAGGAAUCAUUUGAUGACACCCAAGACCUCUUCAGCGGUCUGCAAAUCGGCUCCCAGGGAUCAGACGGUGACUCCCACGCUUCUUUCGGCGCUGGAAUUCAGACCACCAACUCUGGCACAACCGGGUUAAGUCAGGCCACGUCCGGAGCACAGGAUUCCACUCUCGGUAAGGAAAUCACUUUCCCUGAGCAAGUGUCUGGACCCGGCGUAUCCUUCGAGGAUUUCCAGCAGUCUUCCCUCGGGGCUCAGUUCCCCCUCGAUGUCCAACAGGUCGCCGUUGGGUCAUCCUUUGACGAUCUAUCGCAGAGUUAUCUUCCACCUGGUGAACAGUGAUUCGCUUCGGGCUUGUUUGUUUCUAGUCGUUCAGGUUUUGACAUGAGAAAAGCUUGUGGGUGAUGACCAGUAUUAACCAGUGUUCCAUGUACACUCGCUGGAAUAAAGCGUGUUUUAUGUUAUCAUGAUAUUAAUAUAUAAUUUCUCUUAUGUUCGCUACUUUAUAAGAUGAAGUAUGUUUGAACAUUAAAAUUUUCCCUUAUUCAUA
Molecule: messenger RNA, 971 nt
Organism: Penaeus monodon (black tiger shrimp)
Lineage: Eukaryota; Metazoa; Arthropoda; Malacostraca; Decapoda; Penaeidae
Exons: 2
Coding region: 167-763 (198 amino acids)
Source: RefSeq, a predicted model, not a curated record